GAGCGGCUUGCGAAGACCUGGACUCGCCCUAUCUACACCUUCUUCGACCCAACACCGGAGGUCAAGUACGAGAAGACUCGUCGUUAUCAUGCCUUUCGCUGCAAUGCCCGCUUUUGCAAGGGCAAGUCACGCAUCGUCAAUCGGUUCCUCGACUCCAAGGACCACAACUCGACUUCCAACCUGCGGAAACAUGCGAAGAAGUGCUGGGGCGAUGAAAUUAUUAAUACAGCUGAUCAGGCGAAGGAUGCGUCAGAGGUCCGUAACAAGAUCAUGGGAGGUUUCCUGCGUGAUGGUAGUAUCACGACAGCAUUUGAGCGUAAAGGAAAGGGUGAGGUGCUGUACUCUCACCGGGCUCAUACAUGGACGCAGUCGAGAGCUGAGUUCAUACGCUGGGUUUCUGAGAGCCUACGUCCUUUCAAGAUUGUGAACAAUCAUGGUUUUCAUUGUUUGAUGAAGACAGGCCAGCCUGGUACAUAUAUUCCUUCAGAUUGUACGGUCUCGCGAGAUGUCAAGGCUGUCUUUGCUAAGGCUCGUCAGCGCAUCGCAAAGAUGUUACGGGAGUAUGACGGGGCCCUCAAUUUUGCUACUGAUGCUUGGACGUCUCCAAAUCACAAGGCCUAUAUCGCUCUCACUGUUCAUUUUGAACAUAAUGGUGCUCCUAUCUCGAUGAUCUUGGAUAUUGUUGAGGUCGCCAAGGUACUUUCUUCGUCUUUGUUUAUAUUUCUUACUGCUCUGGCUCAAUAUUUUUUCCCUCUAGUCUCACUCUGGCAUCAAUCUUGCUGCCACUUUUGCUGA
Molecule: messenger RNA, 795 nt
Organism: Stereum hirsutum FP-91666 SS1
Lineage: Eukaryota; Fungi; Basidiomycota; Agaricomycetes; Russulales; Stereaceae
Exons: 3
Source: RefSeq, a predicted model, not a curated record